Hordeum vulgare subsp. vulgare (domesticated barley) is the source of this 1450-nucleotide messenger RNA. Its product is annotated as NAC domain-containing protein 20-like. The transcript has 2 exons. Lineage: Eukaryota; Viridiplantae; Streptophyta; Magnoliopsida; Poales; Poaceae. The record is from RefSeq and is a predicted model, not a curated record. Bases 100 to 1140 code for a protein of 346 amino acids. Gene Ontology annotation, biological process: regulation of DNA-templated transcription. Gene Ontology annotation, molecular function: DNA binding.
UCUAGAUAUCACUAAAUUUCUUCCAUAGAUACACACACCUCGAACAUUGCCCCUAAUAUUGGUUCCGCCCCAACACCCAUUUCCUAAAGAGCCUCCGCCAUGGCAGUCCACCUUCAAGCUCAAGAACAACAACAACACCACCUGAAUCUACCACAAGGGUUCAGGUUUCACCCAACGGACAUGGAAAUCAUCACUUUCUACCUAGUCCCCAAGGUGCUGAAGAAACCCUUCGACACGAUGGUAAUCGAGGAGGUGGAUCUGAACAAAUGUGAGCCAUGGGAUCUCCCAAAUCAGGUAAACAUGGGGGAUAUGGCACAAUACUUCUUCUCCCGGAAGGACCUCAAGUACCCCACCGGAGUACGGACCAACCGGGCCACAAAUGCUGGCUAUUGGAAGGCUACCGGAAAGGACAAGGAGAUUUUCCACCCGCCGACCAGGAGUCUCAUCGGCAUGAAGAAGACUCUAGUCUUCUACAAGGGCAGAGCCCCUAGGGGGGAGAAGACCAACUGGAUCAUGCAUGAGUACAGACUUGAGACCGGCAAGAAGCCCACUCCAGGCUUGCCCACUGACAUUGCCAGAGCUACCACCAUUAAUGCGUCCUCCAAGGAGGAGUAUGUGGUUUGUAGAAUCUUCCAUAAGAGCACUGGAUUGAAGAAGGUGCGGAUGCCAUCAUAUGUCAUGUCCAUGGGGGCAGAGCAACAACACGACUUCUUCGAAUCCAAUACAUUUGCUCCUCUCAUGAACUACAGCACAUCAUCGUCAUCGCCAUUGCCACCGUUGUCUGAAGGUUCUUUGUACCAGAUGCAUAACAUUGGGGUCGGAUCUUCUAUGAUGGGCAGUGAUGUGCUCCCAAUGAUGAACAACCAUUACUUUGAGAACCAUCACCACCAGAUGCUGGUUGCCCCGCCACAGUCAUCGAUUUCGUUCUACAACAACAACCAGCAGCAACAGAUGAUGCAUAUCAGUGCAGACCAGGGCUUCAUCGUCGGGGUUGAUGCUGGGAGCGGUACAUCAUCUAUAGUAUCACAGGAGGAUGUUGUGACCGGGGUGAACAACAACAUUCAGGGAAAUGGUGGUGCAACAACCUCCAGCGAGAUCUCGUCAGUCAACAUGGGCAUGGAUGACAUGUGGAACUACUGAUGCACAAAGGAUCUGAGAGAAUACAUAAAUGUGUGCAUGCAUAAAGUAAUCAUCCACCACAAGAUCAGUUGACAUAUAGCAACGUCUAUAUUGGUUUGCGUCUCAUUUUAUUUUCAUGGUCAAAAGUGUGUUUGUAUGCAUUGGCUUGCUUGGCUUGCUUUUCUUCUUCUAUUAUUUUCUUUUUGUGUAUUGGCUUGUAUAUGCACCACCCACUGGUGUAUACCUAGCUUCAUUUGCAUGUGUUGUAAAAAACCUGGCAGUGUGUCAUGCAUGUUUUAAACCUAUGUGGAAUAAAUAUUUUGUUUAAUUA